AGGAGGAUGUUGGAUAUCUGAUAGUUUUGAUUGUCUCGCUCAGUUCCACACCCAAAAGAAGGACUGGAUUUAAGGAGCGGUUUCAGCAUUUGACCUCUUUUUUUAACAAGAGGCGUCAAUGCCAUUACUUCAACGGUCUCAGAGCUUCAGAUUUCUGUACACGUAUAAAGACAUGAAGCAGCAGCGGAGUAACUGGCCUGAGGCUGAUCCUCCUCCCAUCUCAUCCUCUUCUCUGUGCGCGUGUGUUACACUCUGCAGCAUCAUGGUGUUUUUUAUCAUCUGUGCUUUUGUGGGUGUUGUGAUAGCAUAUACGGUGCAGAAGGAGCAUUACUUCAUGGAUACAGUGGAGUUAAAAGGCCUACAGUACAAACCUGACCUCAAGGAUAAAAUGUCUGCAUUUUUUUUAAUCCUGACAGCCACUUUGGAAACAAAGAUUCAGAAUAUUUUCCUCACAUCAUCGAUUGCACACCAUUUUGUCUCCUGCCACAUCGUUGCAUAUGGGAACAUCAGUAAUAAUGUGAUGGCGACAAUCAGUAUGGUCUUCAAAGUGUCCAGAUUUCAAAUACAAUUUGCUGAGGACACAGACCGUUUCAUCCAGGAGCAGAUUCAACAUGGCUUUCAGGCUUUAGUCAGCCCAGAGCCACUGAGCGUUCCUGGGUUUGGAGAAAUUCAGAGCAUCAUCCUUCUGGGUGCUAGUGGAAAGUCUUUCUUAGUAAUCAAUGCUAAUGCAAGUAGAUGUUCGAAUGACACGUUAACCUGUGCCAGUGGGGAGUGUGUGACUAAACCUAACCUUGAUUGUGACUCCAUGUUGGACUGUUCUAAUAAAUCAGAGGAAGCAAACUGCUCAUGUGGCAGGAAGCUGGUGGUCGACAGUCGUGUUGUUGGGGGUGAAAAUGCCCAUCAUGGUGAUUUGCCCUGGCAGGUGAGUCUGAGACUCCAGGGUCAUCACACCUGCGGAGCCUCCAUCAUCAACCGCCGCUGGCUGGUCAGCGCUGCACACUGCUUUGAGAGAAGUAAAAACCCAAGGGACUGGGCAGCACUGAUUGGAGCAAGUGUAGUGACGGGUGUGGAGAAGGAAGCCGUAACAGUGAACAUCAAGUCUCUGAUCAUCUCUCCACAUUAUAACCCUGUAAACUCAGACAGUGAUGUGAGUGUCCUAGAGUUGGAAAAGCCUCUGACUUUCACUCCUUACAUCCAGCCCAUAUGCAUCCCGUCUUUGUCUCACGUCUUCAGUCCUGGACAAGACUGCAUCAUCUCUGGCUGGGGAGCCAUCAAACAGGACAGCAGCCAGGUGCCUUUAAUGCUCCAAAAAGCCUCAGUGAAGAUCAUUGACUCGAAAGUGUGUAACAGUUCAACUGUGUACAGAGGAACCAUCACCAAAACCAUGAUGUGUGCUGGAUUUCUACAGGGAAAAGUCGACUCCUGUCAGGGAGACUCAGGAGGUCCUCUAGUGUGUGAAAGCAGCACUGGUCGCUUCUUCCUGGCAGGUAUAGUCAGUUGGGGAAUGGGAUGUGCACAAAUGAACAAGCCAGGAGUCUACUCCAGGGUCACUGUCCUCCGCAACUGGAUCCUGAGCCAUGCAGAGCCCAGUAGCACGAAGGAAAGACCUACAGUUCGCAGCGCAACAAACACUGCAAUCCUUCGUGCUAAGGCCAUCGCUUCAACUCCUGUGGCCAUCACUUCAACUCCUAGUGGGAGCACCAGUAACGGUGCUGUAAACUGCAGUGGAAACUUUAACUGUGGUGCUGGAGUGUGUAUCAGCAAGAUCAACCCGGAAUGUGACCGAGUCGCCGACUGCUCUAAUGAAGCUGAUGAGAAAAACUGCGACUGUGGCCAGCGACCUGAAUUCGGCCAGCAGAGAAUUGUGGGAGGUAUGAGUGCCCGUCGAGGGGAGUGGCCAUGGGUGGCGAGUCUACAGUUCCAGCGUUUACAUCGCUGUGGUGCCACUCUUAUACACUGCAAAUGGCUCAUUACAGCUGCUCACUGCUUCACCAGAAAGGAGUCAAACCCCAGUGGCUGGACGGUAAGUUUAGGCUCGGUGGUCCGGUCCGGACUGGGAGCUUUGGUCAUUCCAGUACAGAGGAUCAUCCAGCAUGCUGCCUUCAACAGCAGCAACAUGGACUUCGAUGUGGCCCUGGUGCAGCUCUCAAUCCCAGCACCAAGCUCCUACACCAUCCAGACUCUGUGUUUACCCUCCCCGACACACAGCUUCUUCAAGGGCACAGAGUGUUACAUCACAGGCUGGGGUUCAAUGAGGGAGGAUGGAAAGCUAACUAAUCAGUUACAGAAAGCUCAAGUUGGUAUAAUAGACCAAUCAGAGUGUCAGCAGUCUUACGGAAGAAAACUGACUGCCAACAUGAUGUGUGCUGGAUCAAUGGAAGGUGGCAUUGAUACAUGUCUGGGAGAUUCUGGAGGCCCUUUAGCAUGUCGUGAGCCUCGGGGCCGGUGGUUCAUAGCUGGGGUGACUAGCUGGGGUCGAGGCUGUGCUCGGAACAGAUUUCCUGGUGUUUAUACACGGGUCACGGCCAUCAGGGAAUGGAUAUCAACAUACCUCCCGUUUUAAAGAUGUACAGACUAUUACUGUUGCAUUCUUACUUGAAAAGCUGCAUAUUUAUUAUGGGUAUUUAUUAUUGUUUGUGCCUCAAUUAAAACCUUUGGUUCUACUGAAGCUUGGGAACAUUAAAAGCUGACCUCAUGUGGUGAGUUGUAUUUUGUUUUGGCGAAGUCCAUUUACGUAUGAAAUCAAUAGUUAACCCUGGUUUUAUGCUGCACAAAUUUGAAGACAUGAAAGGAACAAGGAAAAACAUCAUUGAACAUACUUGCAUAAAUGUUUUAUGUAUUGGAAACUUGACCAGCAAUCAGUGAAAUUGCAAUUGGAAUUGUGUUCAGCACAAAGCCUGGUCACUUCUGCCAGGAGUUUACGACUUUCUACAUAAUGACCCCGGAAACAAAAAAACUAAAACAUAGUAAUAUCAGGCCACAUAUUCAGACUAUAAGGCCACAAAUAAUUUCUUAUUACUCUGGUCAAAAAAGAAUUGUAUUACUUUAAAUUUUGGCAAUAAUUUCGUACUAGCUGUUGAUUUCAGGUUUACUAUUACCAUGUGGACAUAAUUAAAUUAUUUCUACUAUAAAAUUCUAUACACACAUAUAUUUAUAUAUAACAAACACGCACAACCAUUUAAAAGUCUGGACACCUUGCAAUUCCAUGAUAUUUCCUGAUUUUAAUUUCUUUCUACAUUAUAAAACAAUGCUGAAGGCAUUAAGAUAUAUCUUGAAAAGACAUAUAAGACAUAUUUGUAAAGCCUAUGCUCUGCUGGUGCUGUUUGUUAGUGAUUUUUGAGGCUGGUUUCUCUAAAUGAACUUGUCCUCUGCAGCAGAGGUAGGUUUUGGUCUUGGUCUUCCUGGGAUGGUCUUUUAUGAAAGCCAGUUUCAUCAUUGGUGCUUGAUGGGUUUUGCAAAGGCACUUGACAAUACUGUUCUUGCAAGAACUAUUCCAGAACAUCUGACCUUUGUGUUCUAAAGUAACAACGUUCUUGUUGUUAAUUAAUUACCUAAUGCCAUGUUUAUCAUUUUUUAGUUUUCAUAAUAUCUAGUAUUAUUCUAGAAUGCAGAGAAUAAACCCAAACUUGUGUCCAAACUUUUGACUGGUACUGUAUGUGUGUGCAUACUAUAAUCUUUUAGAAUAUAAUUUUAUCUAUAGUAUAGUAUGAAGGAAGUUUAUUUUAUUACUUGUAUUGCAGAUUACUGUAACUUUUGGGAAUAGUAGGGAUACUGUAAAACUUUAAUUAAUUAAUAAAUGGGCAAAUUACAGAUGGGAUAAUGGAGGUGUGAGCAUUGCUUUGAUGUAUUUAAAGUUUGGUAAAUAUUAAAAAGGCUGAAAUUUUGUGCACAUAUUACACUGUGCUAAUAAAGUUAAUUAAAAAUGAUCUGACCACACUGUUCACAUGCAUAAACU
This is a messenger RNA of Clarias gariepinus (North African catfish), 3955 nucleotides long. It is a transcript of the gene tmprss9, whose product is annotated as transmembrane serine protease 9. The coding region runs from base 119 to 2563 and encodes 814 amino acids. The transcript has 16 exons. Gene Ontology annotation, molecular function: serine-type endopeptidase activity; protein binding. Gene Ontology annotation, biological process: proteolysis. The record is from RefSeq and is a predicted model, not a curated record. Lineage: Eukaryota; Metazoa; Chordata; Actinopteri; Siluriformes; Clariidae.